Messenger RNA from Durio zibethinus, 1315 nucleotides. RefSeq names its product CASP-like protein F16. The record is from RefSeq and is a predicted model, not a curated record. Lineage: Eukaryota; Viridiplantae; Streptophyta; Magnoliopsida; Malvales; Malvaceae.
GCUAGAAGAAGAAGUAGAAGGAAAUUAGAAGGAAGAACUGAUAGAUGAUGGAGAAGAGUGAAAAGUGUAAUGGUGCCACUGCUCCGAGGUUUCCAAUGGCUUUGAUGGGGUCGUCAGGAUCCGAAAAUGAAGAGGUGAUUACUACCAUGCGAACUGCAGAAACCAUGCUGCGUUUGGUUCCAAUGGCUUUAGGUGUUGCUGCACUUGUUAUCAUGCUCAAGAAUUCUCAAUCCAAUGAGUUUGGCUCUGUUUCCUACUCAGAUCUUGGAGCUUUCAAGUAUUUGGUGCAUGCAAAUGGAAUUUGUGCAGGCUAUUCCCUUCUUUCAGCCAUUAUUGCAGCCAUUCCUCGUCCCUCCACCAAACCUCGAGCUUGGACUUUCUUCCUCCUAGAUCAGAUUUGCACAUACAUAAUCCUGGGUGCUGGUGCUGUGUCAACGGAGUUGCUUUACCUGGCAAAAAAAGGAGAUGCAGCUAUCACUUGGAGUGCAGCUUGUGGGACAUUUUCCGGCUUCUGUCAUAAAGCAACAACAUCAGUAAUCAUCACAUUUAUUGUAGUAAUUUGCUAUGCAGUGCUGUCACUAAUCUCUUCCUACAGACUUUUCAGCAAGUUUGACGCUCCUAUGAACUACCCCGACAAGACCAUUGAAACUACAGUUUUGCAUGGCUGAUAUACAUUACUGUUUAAUUAGUUUCGCAUUCUGCUUGCAAUAAGAACAUGUUGCCUAUAGAAUGUUUAUGCCAUAUGGUUAAUAGAGGCGCUCUCUUUGGUGCCCUUUAUGUAAUCAGACUGCUUACCAGAAUCCCAUGUAUGUUUUAUGAUUUAUCGUGUGUAAUGUCAAAAAUGACAGAAUUGACACCAGCAAUGGGUCCAGUGAGAAAUAAGGCAUACAAUGUGAUGGGGAGGACUCCUCCACUAUAAUGCCCCUUGGUGCCAAACGGCCCGUGAGUUUCAGACACUUACACAUCCUUUCCAUUACAUUCGCCACCACUUCGCUCCUUGUAGGACCUAACUAUGACUUUCGGUCCUCAUAUUCGAUUGAAAAAAUGGACAUAAAAUUAGGGGAGAUUGGUUAUAGGAAUCAACUACAAGUCUAUAGCAGCCAGGGACAGCAACUCAAUAGGAAAUCUGAAAUUAGGUGGCAUUGAGAUAUGAUUUGGAUACAUGAAUUAUUAGAAUUUGAACCCUAAUUAUUGAAAUUAAAAUUAUGGUAUUAUUGGAAUUAAAAGUUUGAAGUUCUACCCGCAGGCAAUAUGAUUGUUUGCUACGUUGAGAUAUAUUAAAGUUAUGGAUUAGUGAUUAAAAGUAUUUUUCCAA